AUGCGCUUCUUCGUGACUUUCUUCACCGCCCUCUUCUUCAUGAUCGGGUCUCAGUUAGUCGCCGCAGAGGAAACCGUCACCUCGACAAAAACCACCACUCAGACUCUGACUAUGACCAUCAUUCACUCCGUCGGUGCUUCCACAACCGCCGCCACAAACGUCACCACAACCGUCGUGAGCCCCACCCCGUCUACCACCACGGCCGAAGAAUCCGUUCAGUCAUCCACAGCGACGGAUGCUCCAUCUGAAACCGGAAAUGCUGCCGCUGCCGUUGUACCAAAUAGUUUCUCUGCGAUGGUGAUGGCUGGAUCGGUCGCGGCCCUCCUAGGCACCCUGCUAUAA
Coccidioides immitis RS is the source of this 342-nucleotide messenger RNA. RefSeq lists its product as uncharacterized. The record is from RefSeq and is a predicted model, not a curated record. Lineage: Eukaryota; Fungi; Ascomycota; Eurotiomycetes; Onygenales; Onygenaceae. The transcript has a single exon. The coding region runs from base 1 to 342 and encodes 113 amino acids.